AUGUACCCUAGCUGUGCCAAGGGUAUCAGGGAGCUUUUGCAGCUUGUUGCUUCAUCCUACCCACCAGCAGAUACAGAGGAUGGCAAGCAUGCAAAGCAACAGCUGGUCACUCCAUAUUCCUUCUACUGUGGACUGUUAAACAUCACCCCUGGCUCUUGCAAAUCAGCCCAACAAUUCCAACUCUCUGCUCUAUAUGAUUAUGGAGAUGGUGGAGAUGGGGCUCAACACCAAUUGGGCAAGACUCAGGGCUGGGACUGCCAAGACUUGUACAAUGAGCUGGAAACAGGGCCUAAAAGCACCAUUCUGAAGGCACAACUUCAAGAUGCCUUCUUCAAUCUUGUGGCCCUCAAAUCCACUGGGCAGCACAGCCCAAAGUACAACCUACUCAAAGGGGUUCCUGCCCACCUGGUUACAAUCCCUGAGAUACAAACAAAUGCAGUGGUUCAGUGCUCUGUUAUCGAUAUGAGGGCCAUGAAAUGCUUUAGCAGUUCCCCCAAUAAGGAAACUGGUAAACAUAUCAUGUGA
Molecule: messenger RNA, 525 nt
Organism: Fomitopsis serialis
Lineage: Eukaryota; Fungi; Basidiomycota; Agaricomycetes; Polyporales; Fomitopsidaceae
Exons: 5
Coding region: 1-525 (174 amino acids)
Source: RefSeq, a predicted model, not a curated record